AUGGUAAUCCAUAAUUCUAGUCCUGGAAAAAAAGGUAAUAUCUGGUUAUUCUGGAACAAAAGUAUAAGUCAACCACAAGUUAUUUCUGUCUCAAGUCAAAUGAUAACAGUCAGUGUUGGAGAUGUAUUAGUAUCUGGAGUUCAUGCACAUGUUAAAGUAGUUCAAAGAAGAUUUUUGUGGUCUGAAAUGCAGCUUGUCAGUGAUCUUAACAAACCAUGGAUAGUUCUUGGUGAUUUUAAUGCUGUAAUAUCUCAGGAAGAGAAAGUCGGAGGUAGACUUCCAAAUGAAACUGCAAUGUUGGAACUCAGUGAAUGUCUAAAUCAAUGUGAAUUACUUCCAGCUCCCAAAACAGGCUUACAAUUCUCAUGGUCAAACUGUCAACAAGGAAAAUGUUGGGAGAAAACAGUUGUUGGAGACCCUGCUUUUCAGUUCUUGCAAAAAUUGAAAGAGUUAAAAAGAGCUUUGAAUGAAUGGAAUUGUAAGGUUUUUGGUGAUGUUAAUGUCAAGAUAAAAAAGCUGAAGAAAGAGUAA
Molecule: messenger RNA, 531 nt
Organism: Papaver somniferum (opium poppy)
Lineage: Eukaryota; Viridiplantae; Streptophyta; Magnoliopsida; Ranunculales; Papaveraceae
Exons: 2
Coding region: 1-531 (176 amino acids)
Source: RefSeq, a predicted model, not a curated record